Molecule: messenger RNA, 1326 nt
Organism: Cuscuta campestris
Lineage: Eukaryota; Viridiplantae; Streptophyta; Magnoliopsida; Solanales; Convolvulaceae
Source: the annotation of a GenBank genome assembly
CUAAUAUAUUUUGAUUUGUAUAAUUUUUAUUUAAUUAUGGAUAAAAUUUAAUUUUGAUAAGUUGCAAAAAAAAGAUACUCCGCAGUAAAAUAAAGGACUUGCAAUUUCUGGUUUCUCAAUUUUCUGUUUCGACUUGUCACCGGUCUCUCCACGCUCACACGCCUCAGCCGCCGCUCGCCGAUAGGCGCUUCGCCUUCAGCCGCUGCUUGCCGACCGACGGUUCCUCCCCACCAUCAAACGCUCCGCCACAGAAAUGUUUGAUAAUCUAGGUGCACAACCUGGAGUUCCCAGACCACCAACUUCUGUGCCGCAAAAUGCAUUUGGAAAUCCAUUCAUUGGUGCAGGAUCUGGUUUAAUAAGAGGUGGGCUAGGUGCAUAUGGAGAGAAAAUUCUGGGUACAAGCUCAGAAUACGUACAAAGCAAUAUAAGCCGUUACUUUUCGGAUCCCCAGUACUACUUCCAAGUCAAUGACCAGUAUGUGAGGAACAAAUUGAAAGUUGUACUCUUUCCGUUCCUGCAUAGGGGCCAUUGGACAAGGAUCACAGAACCAGUAGGUGGCAGGCUCUCAUAUAAGCCCCCAAUCUAUGACAUAAACGCUCCGGACUUGUACAUCCCUUUUAUGGCAUUUGGCACCUACGUUGUCCUUGCUGGUUUAUCAUUGGGUCUCCAGGGAAGGUUUAGCCCGGAAGCAAUAAACUGGCUGUUCAUGAAGGGUUUGGUCGGGUGGUUCUUACAAUGCUUGUUGCUGAAGAUGACACUUUUCUCCCUUGGCAGUGGUGAAGCACCUUUACUGGAUAUCGUGGCAUAUGCAGGAUACUCUUUUGCAGGGUUGUCUAUAGCCGUAUUGGGAAAGAUUUUCUCAAGCUACGCAUACUAUUUCUUGAUGCCAUGGGCAGGUCUGUGCAUGGGGGUAUUUCUGGUAAAGACGAUGAAGAGGGUGCUUUUCGCAGAGGUGAGGACUUACGAUUCUAGUAGGCAUCAUUAUCUCCUUCUCUUCAUUGCAUUGGCUCAGUUCCCCCUUCUCUUUUGGCUUGGAAAUAUAACCAUUAGUUGGUUCUUAUGAAGUAUGAGCACAAUGAUUAUUGAUGCCUCUAUGAUAAAUGAGGGGUAUUUCUGGAAAAGAUGAUUAUUGAUGACUGAUGCCUUGGCAAUGAGGGUAAUUCUAGCAAAGAUGAUUAUUGAUGCCUUGGCCUUUCUUGUUUAUUUGUGUAAUAUUUUUGGUGCUUUUUAUGAAUCGAUUGUAUCAUCUUUGUUCAAGAGAAUAUGUAUCAUGCACUAUAUUGCACUUUCCAAAUUUUGAUUUUUUUAUAAACUUUCUAAACAUCA